Cryptomeria japonica (Japanese cedar) is the source of this 916-nucleotide messenger RNA. Its product is annotated as GABA transporter 1-like. Gene Ontology annotation, cellular component: plasma membrane. Lineage: Eukaryota; Viridiplantae; Streptophyta; Pinopsida; Cupressales; Cupressaceae. The record is from RefSeq and is a predicted model, not a curated record. The transcript is spliced from 3 exons. The coding region runs from base 281 to 916 and encodes 211 amino acids.
GCACAUAGUAUGAACAUUGUCUACACGCACACUCCAUAUACGAAAUCAAACUUUUAUACAGGAGCAGCAGUUUGCCUAAAAUUUGGGUUGGCAGUUGGCCUUUGCUCUUCCUCUGUCUUAAUUUCCAAAGUCCAACGUUGACAAACUUUGUAUUGGAAGACUGUUAGAUGAUCCGUUCAGAGCAUUUAAGGAAAAUGGUGGAACGGACUGUUUAUGAUUGCAUUGAUAUGAUCUGCAUUACUUAUUCCGGUGAAAAUUCAUUAUGUGAAGAAAUUGUGGGAUGAACAUGGAUUAUGUGAAGCUUCCCAGCAGCACAAAUGAGGAUAUUUUGCAUCAACAUGGAAUAGGAGGAGGAGGGGGAGAAGAGACACUUGGUAGUUAUAAUGGAGGAGACAAUAAUUGGCAAAUUGGAGAUUCAGAUGGAGAUGGUGGUGCAGCCUUUGUUUUGGUCUCCAAAGGAACAUGGUGGCAUGCGGGGUUUCAUUUGACUACUGCCAUUGUGGGGCCUGCCAUUCUUACGCUGCCAUAUGCCUUCUCUUGCAUGGGAUGGACGGUGGGACUUCUCUCUCUCUCUAUGGCAGGGGCUGUUAGCUUCUACUCUUAUUACCUUAUGUCCAGAGUACUUGACAAUUGUGAGAAAAAUGGUCGACGCCACAUUCGAUUUCGAGAGCUGGCAAGUGAUAUCCUUGAAGGAAAGCAUCAACGGACCAGGGUGGAGCAGCAAGACAAAGGCAACAUCGAGCGUACCUCAACUGUUCCAGUCAUUCAGGCAAUGACUGGUUCCAUUCUCGACAUGCCUUUCCUCAUUUUUUCCUUUGUACUUGUGCAUACAUAUAUGUAUAUUUCCUUUCUGCACUGGAUGCACGUAGCUAGUCUCACGGCUCUUUGUGUGGGACGCAUGUUUGAAUAUGAAUAA